Messenger RNA from Aspergillus calidoustus, 537 nucleotides. NCBI's taxonomy places the organism in Eukaryota, Fungi, Ascomycota, Eurotiomycetes, Eurotiales, Aspergillaceae. The record is from the annotation of a GenBank genome assembly.
AUGCAGGUUCUCUUCCACCUCCUCGGCACGUACCCAGACCUCAACACCAUCAAGGCCCUCGUCCUCGCCUACGGCCUGUACAGCUGGUCCUUUCUCCCUGGCGUGUACACGAAGCCGGACUCCGUCUGCUCGAACUCCGGCAAGCUAGAUAUCUUCCGCAACCUCGCUCUAACGAGUAACCCAACACUGACUUCGACUCUACGCGAGUUCGAUACCGAAUACGGUAGCCUCCGGACAGCGGACGCGGACAUUUACGACUCCCCCCUAAAACACCCCGUCUUCUCCCCGGUAAACCGGCGCUUUGACGCACUGAGCCCGCGGCUCCCACCCGCGCUGUUUGUGGUCGGGACAGCGGAUCCGCUUGUUGAUGAUACGAUACUGAUGGCGGCAAGGUGGCAGAUGGCGCAGGGGCAGACUGUUACGAGGUUUGUUCCCGGGGCGCCACAUGCGUUUGCAGAGGUGCCUAUUGAGGCCGGAGAUUGUUGUGUGGUUUAUAAUGAGGUUGUGGAGGAGUUUCUAGGUGAAGUUUUGGAGUAG